Messenger RNA from Jatropha curcas, 1597 nucleotides. RefSeq lists its product as uncharacterized. Gene Ontology annotation, biological process: lipid storage. Lineage: Eukaryota; Viridiplantae; Streptophyta; Magnoliopsida; Malpighiales; Euphorbiaceae. The record is from RefSeq and is a predicted model, not a curated record. Gene Ontology annotation, molecular function: lipase activity. Gene Ontology annotation, cellular component: lipid droplet.
AAAAAAAUGUGAUUUAAAUUAUUUAAUUAAAAACAAAUUGUGAUCGUCAAAAAAAUAAAAAUAAAAAUUGUAUCUAAAACAAAAAUAAAAAUAAAAAAAGAAAUGCUUCUCCGCCUUCUUUCUCCCGCUUAUCGACCAUCCUCUGCCCAUUCCAGUGCGAUAUCUGGAAAACAGUAUAGAGUAAGGUGUGUGAGAAGGAGCAGUAUGACUAGCGAGAAUUUGUUUUCCAAAGUCAGAAAACCUGCGAAUUCCCGUUUGUGCAACGUCUCCAGUUACACAACUGAAUUGCUAGAGAUUGAAGCUGAUGAUCGAAAAUUGCAUGUUUUGUUCAUUCCUGGAAAUCCUGGCGUGAUAGCAUUCUAUAAGGACUUUUUGGAAGCCUUGUUUGAGCUGCUUGAUGGAGUUGCAUCCAUAACAGCUAUUGGACACAUUUCUCAUACAAAAAGGGACUGGGAGAAUGGAAGAUUGUUCUCAAUGCAAGAUCAGAUUGAUCAUAAGAUAGACUUCAUCAGACAAGAAUUGAGAAAUUCUGAGGUUCCUAUAAUCCUGGUUGGGCAUUCUAUUGGUUCAUAUAUAUCUAUUGAAACACUGAAGAGGCUUCAGGAGAAGGUGAUAUAUUGUAUAGCACUGUAUCCAUUUUUAGCAUUAAACCCAAUAUCAACAUGGCAGCCUAUUAUUGGGACAAUUGCAGCGUCCUCAUUCCUCUCUGCCGUAGUUAGUUUCAUUGUGGCAUUAUUGGGGAUGCUACCGAAAUGGGCUUUAAGGUUAAUUGUAUUAAAAUCUUUUGGUAGAUCUUGGUCUUCUACUGCUGUUGAGGCUGCUUGUAGUCAGUUACCACGGCUUUUAGAGAGACCAGAUUGGACAUUCAUGAGGGGAAGUAAGGAUAAAAUCACGUUUUUGUUUGGUGAUGAUGACCACUGGGGACCAUUGCAAAUGUUUGAAGAGAUUUCAGAGCAGGUUCCUAAUAUUGCUAUAUCAGUUGAAAGGGAAGGUUAUACUCAUAAUUUCUCUUGCACAGAGGCUGGCUCAGUAUGGGUUGCUCAACAUGUUGCAAACUUGAUAAAGAGUCAAAUACCAACUUCAGGGAAAUAAGAUGAUCAGUGAACAUCUUAAGGAUGCAUUCAUAGGCAACAAUUACACAAGAAAAAGUCAACAGAAAAUAAAAGGGAACAGCAAAACAAAUGGCAACAAUUAGAAAUAAUAGCUUUUAUUUUAUUUGGUUGUAUAUUCUGAAGUAAUGCCUCAAAAAGAGGCUACAACUAAGAAAGUUAAUCAUUAUGAAAUCAUGUAAUCUCUUAUGAAAAGAGAACAUGUUUAUGAAUAAAACAAGCAAGUUUAUCACAAUUCUUAAGAGGUCACAGCUCCCUCCAACGAACUCUUUUCUUCCGCUCCUCUUUCCCUUUUCUUCAAAUCACAAUAGGUCGCUCUAGGAUCUUGAAGGAUCUUUUCAAGCCACCAAAUUCUAGGAUCUUGAAGGAGAUUCCCCUGUUCAACAACCCAUGACCAGAUCCUACACCAAGGCCAUUAACAGAACACUUCAAUUGCCAAAUUUUUAAAUACCAUGUAUUACAAUAUUUGUGAAAUAUGGAACUAACUC